UUCACGUUGUCGAAAAGUAGAAACGACAGUAUUGGCUAUCGUUGUAGUAGUAGUAGUGGUGGUGGUGGUAGUAGUAGUAGUAGUAGUAGUAGUCGUCGCAUUAGUAGCAGUCGUAGUGGUACAUAGUUAUAAUACUUAUCAGGUCUAUCUAUAAAAAUGUUCAGUUAUCAAAAAAGAAUGCAAGCGAACAUUUCUGUUCUCUGUAUUCCAGUACGAAGCUCAUACUAGUGAACCGGUUAACUUAUCUAAGCAAAGCUAAUUUAUAUGUUCGCUGAAGAGAAGCAUUUUUCUUUUGUUUUAAAGAAAAACAAUUGAGUUUACAAUUCACUCUCUUUUGUCUCUAACGGUUAUUCUGUGAAACAACACCAUGUUCCCUGACGUGUUCCAUGCUAAUGUCUCAGACAUCGAUGUCGAUGAAUUUGGUGUUAGCAACAAAUGUUCUCGAGAACAUUCCAACGAUUUCUCCACUCCUUGCCUUUAUCGGAGACGAUCAUCAGUUAUGUCUCAAACGUCUGCAUUUAUGAAGGAAAACGAGAGUGAAGUCAGUUUUGGCGGUUUAUUAAUCCUUUGUAUAUGUUUUAUGUAUGCCACCCUCAUUUUUCUCAUUUGGACAAUAUUUGGCAAAAUAUUCUCACUUGUACAUCUUGCAGUUUCAGCACAUAAAAACAGAUCAAAAAAUCCUUUUGAACUUUCUCAUUCUUCCAACUUCCAUUUAAAGAGACCAAUUUCCAGUGGAAGAUGAAUGACAUCCUGCAUGAAAGUUUGAAAGCAACAUUGAACAAAUCAAAGAGACAGCAAAUUUAUUGGAGGAUUAAGCAUUAAGUAACAAUGAGCAACUUUGUUUUAAAACUGGACAGAGACGUAAAUAACCAAGCAAUAAGGAAACAAAAUCACCAAUGAAUUCUAUAAAAAAAAAAAACGUCUGUCGAAAACUGUUAAAUAGCAUCAUUUUCUGUAGAAGUAAGAAUUAGAAAGUAAUAAUAAUAAUAACAAUAAAAGACUGUAAGGUCGAAGAUCAUCCAUUGAUUUCUAUCAUUUUGUUAUUAUAUAUGUGUGUGUGUUUAUGUAUAUACACACAUAUAUAUUUAGAUAUGUGAAGGUAUUUCUGUUACAAAUCAUUCAAAAAUAGUAUGAAUGCACUUUAAGACAAAAAGUUCUGUGAUCCUGUUUUGACAGAGAUGGUUAUGUCUCGAGUGAGGUGCUUCUCAGAGUAUUCUAGUUUAUGUCCGAAAUGUCAAAAACUUAAACAAUAUCCCGUCAACCUCAACUUGUAAUUUUACUAUCAAAACUAUGCAUAUAUUAUUUUCAAACAUGAUUCCAUUUUAGGAGAUCGAUAAGUAUUCAAUACUAUCGAAUCUUUUCAUCAUAGAGUAGAGAAGAAAAAUACUAAUGAUGUACUUCAAUGCCUCAUUUCCUUUUCGUUGUACGGGCUGUGAAAAUUUUGAUUUUAAAUUUGAUAAUUCUUAAAACCCUGCUUUGGAUAACAAACGCGUUUCAUGGUGAAACAGUCAAAAUUUACUAAUUCUUGUAAAAAUAUUUUAAAUUUAACAAUUGCACUCCCAGAGUCCUUCACUCCAAUCAAUAACUUACAAUGAAACAUUUCUCCAAACAAUAUUAAGCAAUUGAAAAAUUGAUGCUGUUGGCUUAGAGAUAAGUUUCGAUUCCCUGUUGAAACUAAUUACCUUCCUUUAACAUUGCCAGUACUCUUUUACAAGAUCGUAAAAACGUACUGCAAUCUCCUGGAUACUAAUUAACAAAGAUCUUUGUAGUGAUCUGAGACAAAUCUUUAAUUACAACAUACCAAUAUGAAGCUAUAUGACUUCAUAUUGGUAUAUUGCCCUGUGAUAUAGGUUUUCUGUAGGUAGAAUGACUAAGGAGAAAGAACUCAUGCGAAGUGGUAACAUGAAAGGCGAAUGUUUGCCUGGGAUCCCCACCGUCUUAUGGCCAGUUGCUGCAUGGAAGACAACUCACGCUCGUCAUGACAUUUUUUCCUAGUGAGAAACAGCUACGUGUGUGUGUGUGUGUGUGUGUGUGUGUGUGUGUGUGAGAGAGAGAUUGAGAGAGUACUUGCAAGCAUUCCCACAAGACUAUUGUAGUUAUUUCCAGCAAUGUGAGAACUCAUUAUUAAACAGAAUUAUAUUAAAAAUGACCAGUUUUACUUUUGUAAUCGCAACAAAAUGUUACCCUAAUCCACAUUAAAACCGCUCAAAAUGUCUUCCUCUUCAACAAAUCAACAGUCACAAACUACUUCACAGCUACUUCUUUUUAAUGUAUACAGCUGUGUGUACUUUCUUUUAUUUAUGAAUUACAUUGCAUCGUUAACAACCAUUGUAAAGUUGUCUUCGUAAAUUGUCGACAUUUCUUUCACUGAAUAUAAAACUAUAAUUUGUGAAAUAUAUAAAAAAUGUUUCUAUACAUUAUUUAUACGUUAAAUGUACAUUUUCUUAUAGAAAUCGUUCUAUUUUUUCUAAUAAAACAUUAAAAAUCA
Molecule: messenger RNA, 2488 nt
Organism: Octopus bimaculoides (California two-spot octopus)
Lineage: Eukaryota; Metazoa; Mollusca; Cephalopoda; Octopoda; Octopodidae
Source: RefSeq, a predicted model, not a curated record